AUGUCUCUCCAACUUCAACUUCACGCCGAGCACUGCCGCUACUGUGGCACGAGAGAUGACUUGACGCCCUGCUUGCGUUGCAAGCACGUCCACUUUUGCAAGCAUCAUCGUGGCUCCAAAGACCACAAAGUCGAGUGUUCUCGGCUAUUCAACGGGUAUCAGCAAUUUAUCGCCUUCGAGGCGAUGCAACCCCUUAAUCAUCAAGGCGUCAAGGAAUGGUCAAUUCCGUUUGCCGCACUCCCAGAGGCUUCGAAAUCCAGCUACAUGGCUCACUGUCUCAACUAUGCAACAAAUCUCCUGCAGAUCGACCAAGUACAACGCCAAGAGCUCGCGUUGGCGCUCCUCUCACGAGUGUGCAGCCAGCCAGACGGCCCCGAGCGACCGAGGAAGAUUGGACGACUUGCAGCACGCAUGCCGUGCCUGCUGCUGCGGCUGGGCAAAGACCAGGAAUGCUACCACUUCUGCAAGUGGUGGAACACGCCCUCCACAAACUGGAGAUCGAAGCAAGUGGCAGAGCUUUGGAACGAACCACCCGCCGAUAGGCUUGAGUCUGUCGAUUUCAUGCUCGUCCAAUGCUCCCGGGGCUAUCUCGCGGAACUAGAGGCGCUCCGGUUAGCAGGCUGCGAUAUAGCUUACUACGCGUGCAUCAUCUUGGUCAAGAUCCGCAUCCUGGUCAAACUCGAUAAGUUCGGGGCUGUGGACACACUGAUGCCGAAGUACGCGACCCCCCAGGAGAUCGCCGACAUGAUCAAGAACGAGAUUCUAGACGACGACUCGAUCCCCAAUCGGCACCGGCUCUGGCCGCGAGAGGCAUACACGACGCACAUCGCGAAUCUCAACUUGCAGAUUCGACAGCUAGUCGAGGGAGUCAGCCGCUGCUUGCCCCAUUUCUGGCCCGAGUUGCUGCGCAUGGCGGACAGCCGCGAUCCGAUCACCUUACAGCAAGAGAAAAGCCAGAACGGUACGUGGGGCAUUUCUGGAGGCUCCAGGGCCCUAAAACAUACCUUUAGGGUGUGGCAGGAGACGCCUGGGGCUAUCGAGAUGGUUCGCAAGAUCGUGUCAGCGCAACGAUGCGAGCUCAAGGCAGUUGCAGGGGAUUCUUAA
This is a messenger RNA of Anthostomella pinea, 1104 nucleotides long. Lineage: Eukaryota; Fungi; Ascomycota; Sordariomycetes; Xylariales; Xylariaceae. The record is from the annotation of a GenBank genome assembly.